AUGGUCAAGUCAGACCUCCAUGAGCCACCGUUCAGCUACUCCUCUCACCCGUGGGAGGAAGAUGCGGCCCCAAACUACACUGGGCCGGGCGAACAUGGGCCCAUGGAGCUUGAUCCAUCGCCAGAAGUUGUAUCCUUUGAUCUUUUAGGUCUCGAGUAUCCAGUCGACGAACGAUUCGAUGGCAACCAACAUACGCCCCAUUCACAUUGUGCUACAGAGGCUUAUGACUCCUUCGGGCAACUAGGUCUAGAUUCGUCCGACCUUCGAAAUGAUCCAUUGCAAGAUUAUGUCAGUGCAGAUUGCAUUUUGCAUGAGUCCAGAUAUGAUGGCAGCUGCCCUGAAGCAUGGAGCUUGACGUCUCUAGGUACAGGAGCUUCCAUAGGUGAAAGGACCGUUGAAACUUCAUCAGCGCCUGUAUCCGGUGGCGAAUCCGAACAAGGAGUGCGCAAGCGCAAUCCUCAUUAUUAUCCCAGAGAGACAGUUCGCAUUCUGAGAGGAUGGCUUGACCAACGCCAGGAGCGUCCCUAUGCCACUAAAGAAGAGCGAGAGGAGCUUCUGCAACGCACAGGAUUGACGCGAACUCAGUUGCGCAACUGGCUUGCAAACACCAGACGCCGGGAAAAGGCCCGUUUAGCAACGCAACAACAGGACAAGUUGUUACCAUCAAGUGCUAUUGACAUCCCGCAUCAAUCUGUGUCACAAAUGACACCCUUCGAGCGCUGGAAAUAUUCCCCGCCUGAACAUGAGCCUGCUGCACCGAGCGACAUAGCUCAGGCUCUGGCGAGCCUUCCUCCCGAAGCUUACCCCGAACUACCGUUUGGUUCGUUAGACUCCACAUCACAUUCAUUAGCCUCUGGAGUCAGCCAAGAUUCUCAAUCUGGGCAUUGGGACAUUUUUCCAACACCAUCGGUUGGCAGCCGCGACACUAGUAGAUCUUCCAGCUCUAGUAUAUCCAUUGCUUCUGCCUUCUCCCAGCGUUCACUACCACGCUCUAGUUUGCAAGGUCACAUCAACUACCGCCGUCAUCGCCGCCGCCGCCAGCAGCGAACCAAGGCACCAGCGCUUGCGAACAAUCUAGCUGCACGUCACGCUCAAGACCAUCGUCGCUUCCAAUGUACCUUUUGUACCGAUACGUUCAAGACUAAAUAUGAUUGGCAGCGGCAUGAAAAGUCCUUGCAUUUAUCCCUGGAGGAGUGGACCUGCUCGCCCUUUGGUGGUAUUGUUUCUUUAGAUGGUCACAAUGUGUGCGCCUUGUGUCUAGCCAUUAACCCAGACGAGAAGCACCUAGAGUUACACGACUAUGCUCCAUGUCAAGAGAAGAGCCUACGGGAGAGGACUUUCUCCCGAAAGGAUCAUCUCCACCAGCACCUACGGCUAGUCCACAACGCCAAGUUUGGAUCGUGGAUGGAGAGUUGGAAGACUAGCAUCGAUGAGAUACGAUCAAGAUGUGGUUUCUGCGACACGAACUUCAGCACUUGGAAAGAGCGGGUAGAACACCUUGCGACACAUUUCAAGGCAGGAAUGGACAUGCGCCAGUGGCAAGGAGGUUGGGGAUUCGAGACGGUCGUGCAGGGACUGGUGGAAAAUGCUAUGCCACCAUAUCUGAUCGGUCAGGAGCGAUUGACAACAAAUCCAUUUAGUGCCAAAUCCGCCAGGGCGCUUGAGACCAGCCUUGAGGCUGAUAGCCCCGCUGUUUCAGGGAAAGAAUUUGUCGAAGACGUCAACCAUUGGCUUGUUCUGGAGCGAGAGCUGGCAGAUUAUAUCAAAUGCCAACUGGAGAUUGGUGUUGUCCCUUCCGAUGCCACAUUGCAGUAUCUUGCUCGCAUGAUCGUCUAUUCCUGUGAUGAUCCGUGGAAUCAGACCUGUGCAGAUAAUCUUGUUUGGCUGGGCAACUUGAAGCGAGAGGCUGGAGUUGAAGAAUAUCUGUCGCGACAGUCGAACAUGCAAAUUAGCGGCGCAAGUGGCAGUCGUAAUUAACAUCUUCAACAGGACGUUUUUGAUAAGGAUCAUUUAUAUGGGCUAUCAUUGUACUGGCGUUUCGAUCCACUGCCUUUAUAGAGCAUUGAAGCGAUUUCAUGUUCUAUACUCGGUUUAUUCAAUAUUUAAUGAUUAAUAAUAUUCGGAC
Aspergillus welwitschiae is the source of this 2125-nucleotide messenger RNA. Its product is annotated as homeobox and C2H2 transcription factor. The record is from RefSeq and is a predicted model, not a curated record. NCBI's taxonomy places the organism in Eukaryota, Fungi, Ascomycota, Eurotiomycetes, Eurotiales, Aspergillaceae. Gene Ontology annotation, biological process: regulation of DNA-templated transcription. The transcript has a single exon. Gene Ontology annotation, molecular function: DNA binding. The coding region runs from base 1 to 1977 and encodes 658 amino acids.